AUCUGCGUAAGAGCCACAAACGACGACCUUUCUCUACUUGCUGAUCACGCCGUUUGCUGACCACGGGGGCAUUGAAAGGAACAGCGACCACCUCGGCGACCGGGCGAGCAACUAUAACGUGGAUGAAGUAGCUGGCAAGCUGAACUCGCGAAACGACUCUACUUGCACCCAAUUAGCUGGCUAACCGGUCCCGAAAUGGACGACGCGGAAGCUGCCAAGAGCGAAGCUGAAACCGAAAGGGAGGAGUGCGAAGAUGAAGACGUGCCGAUCACGACCACGACGAAGAACGCGUUGAUAACGACCCAGCUUGGCCCCUGCGACAUUUAUCCGCAUCGCGUCAAGGUGUCGAUCGUCGGCGUGGGGAAGAUUGGAAUUGCUUGCGCCAUCGCGAUCCUGAUGAGAAGGAUGGCCAGCGAGGUCUGCCUGAUCGACCACGACGCGAACAAGGCUUCUGCCGAGGCCGAGGAUAUUCAGCACGUCGGCGUUUUUUUGGGAUGUCCAUUAGUAACUGGCACGUCAGAGAUCAGUAUGGUGAAGGAGUCGGCAGUGGUGAUAAUUUGCACGAACGAAAUCGAACCUGGCGAGAAGCCGAAUGUGAAGCACAAUUUGAAGGUCUUCAAGAAGAUUAUACCUGCCGUGGCAAAGUUCGCGUGCAAAUCGGUUCUCCUGGUCGUUACGCCACCGAACGAGGUGAUGUCCUACGUCGCUUGGAAACUGUCGGGAUUUCCCUCGAACCGCGUCCUGGGUGUCGGCACUGUGAUAGACUGUGUGAGAUUUCAAGAUUACCUGAGCCGAAGGGUAAACGUGGCGCGAAGUUCAGUCAGUUGCAUGGUGGUCGGGGCGCAAGGCGACAUGGCUGUUCCCAUAUGGUCGAGCAUCCACGUAGGUGGAAUGAAGCUUCGCGAUAUAAAUUCGAGGAUAGGCGAGCGAGACGAUCCCGAGAAGUGGUACGAAAUCGCGGACAACGUGAAGAACGUUGGCGCGCAACUGGAGGGGAAGAAAGGAUCGUGCUGCUGGGGAGUCGCUGUCUCCACGGCGGAGAUCGUCGAUGCCAUUGUUAGGAACACCAAAGUCGUACUUCCCGCGUCAACGCACAUUCUCAGUUGCGCUCACGGCACAGACAAGGACGUGUACAUGUCGGUGCCCUGCGUGAUCGGUCGAGAGGGUGUCUACUGCACGGUGCGGCAGAAGCUGUCGGAACAUGAGAAAUCCGCGGUGCAGACGUGCGCUGACAGUAUUCGAGGCAUACUGAGAGAAUGCGGGAUCCUGCAGGAGACAAACAACGAGGUGGAACAGUGAAAGACGAGCGAAGAGGGGAAGAGGAACCGUGGUAGCAGAGUCGCGAGACUGGCUGAGUGGACUGCCUGCUACCGGAAAUUGUGCGGCAGGAGCGCGAGAUCGAGCCGGAGGAAGCGGCGUUUUAGAAGGCGUCUUCAUCAAUAACGAGCGCGCGCACCUGGCGACCGGUUCUCUGUACGCGUACUCGGCAUAAUAAAUGACACAGUACAGGAAUUGACUUCCUAGAAAACUAUCGCGUCCCUCGCGAACGACCGCGGUCGUCGUUCGUCUGCUUUGUGAGUCGUAUU
This is a messenger RNA of Frieseomelitta varia, 1586 nucleotides long. Its product is annotated as L-lactate dehydrogenase-like. Gene Ontology annotation, molecular function: oxidoreductase activity, acting on the CH-OH group of donors, NAD or NADP as acceptor. Gene Ontology annotation, biological process: carboxylic acid metabolic process. Bases 196 to 1299 code for a protein of 367 amino acids. The transcript has 8 exons. The record is from RefSeq and is a predicted model, not a curated record. NCBI's taxonomy places the organism in Eukaryota, Metazoa, Arthropoda, Insecta, Hymenoptera, Apidae.